GUUCCGGGCGGGCGACGGCGGCGGCACCGCGCUCCCCUCCCCUUCCCCCGUCCCGUCCCCUCCCGCCCCUCCGGGAGCGCGGCCUCGGCGGCGGCGCGGCGCCAUGGAGCCGCUCGCAGCCUGCUUUUGUGCUGGAAGUGAAGAUUUCAUGCCACGCUGCUGGUCUGGAUACGGCUGGCCUUCAGAAAGCUUAUCGUAUAGGCAAGCUGAAUUAGGAAGGAUCCAAAACGCCGGUGGUUCAGAAGGUUUUAGCAGCGUACAGUUGUGAGUUUGUCCCCCGUGCUUUCCUCUCGCGUUUGCACAUAACUGAUAAAGCAGCUGGCACGCGUUGACUGGCGUGAGUCGGUGCCAAGCAGAGCCAUGGGAACAGCUCCUGGAAGCAGAGCGGGCUGCGUCACGGCGAGGUGACGAGGAGAAUUAAUCUGCGUUCAGGCUGUGGGUAUGAAGUCUGAGUUUGUUUGCGAAAAGGAAAAAGAAGAGCUAUUUUCUCAUACAGGAGUCAUCUCUGACAUGAGCGGCUCGCUGCCUUCCUAGCAGAGGACCACACUUGUGAAGUAUGACGGCGUGUUCGGGCACGACAGCAGAACAGGGGGAGAUGCUUCCAGCAGCAGUGAAUUCAGCCGUCCUUUCUGAAGAGGACAACAAAAAGCGGUGAAUCAGGCUGAAAGCAUUCCGUGCAACACCUCUGGGUUGGAUGCCAGAGCUCAGAGCUCUGUCCCAAAGUGCCCACGUGCAGCAGAAGGGCGCUGCGGCUCGAUGACCCUUCCUCUGCUCCUUGCUUUUGUUGAUUUAAGCAUCACUCAGUGCCUUUUACAUUUUAGAAACAUCCCAUGAUGGGGGGCUAAUGAUCAGGAACCUUCUAGCUUUGUUUGGAGUCUACCUUACUGAAGGCAAAUACAAGAACUGCAUUACACCUUGGAUUGUUUGUUGAUGUAAGUCUUCAAUUAAAAAAAAAAAAAAAAAAGCCCCAAAUAGUUGAAAUUGGGUUGAUACACUUCUCAAAUACACUCUUCAGAGAUGUGUUUGACUAAUCCUGUCGUGUUUAAGCCCAGGCCCCUUCAGGAGCUCGCCCACAUGGAGGAGUUUGGUGCCGGUGCUGCUCACCCUGCAUGCAUUGCUUGCAGCUCUGGACAGGAGCUCAGCCCGUGGCUGCUUUGCACCAGUGCCAGAGGUCCCUAUUUCUGCGUGUCUUCCUGGAAAGCAGCUGGUGUGAGCCCUCCUUCCCUGCUUCAGGCAGGGUCAACAGCGGCUGUUUCAUAGGUUUGCAAUGAGCAGCCUGAGCUCUGAUCCCUGUGGGUGAGGGGGGUGCUCAGCCCUGAGCAGAGGAUGGUGACUUCUGGCAGGACGGGGAGCAGUGACAGCCACCACCCACCCACGGUUUGGAGGAGCUCCGGACACACCUUACUGAUGCCCUGAGGUCAUUGCCUCAUAAACCCCUGCCUUAUUUCACCACGAUGAGGAGAAAUUACUGCAGACAGUGCUAAAUGUGCACGCUUCAACCCGAGGUGAUCCAGCUGUGAAUGGCUUUUUAUAAGCUGUGAUAGCAGGAGCCACAGAGGCUUGUGGUGUGGUGGGCAGCCGUAGUAGCACAGCAUUGUUAGGCUGUUCUUAGAUCGAAGCAGUGUGCUCUUUUGCAGGUGAAUAUGUGAAAUCCCAACCGGAAUCUUUCCUCAGAGCACCACGUGGGUGUGCAGCGGCUGUUUCUUGGGGUUUCUCCCCACUGGGGCACCCAGGGAUGAUGUGCUGGCAGCGGGGCCGUGGAGCCGUCCAUAGCUGAGCUGUGCAGUGCUGCAGUGACACAGGCUGUGAGUGUUCCCUGUGCCUCCUAACGGCGAGGCUUUGUUAAGCUGUUUAUAGCUUUUUACGAGCAUUAGCUAACUAAGUGGUGCGGCAUCCCUGAAGGGUAGGCAUUUCUUGCUUUUCCUAACAAAGUCAUUUCUGUCCACGGGAGAUGCGUUGGAAGCGAGAUGGCUGGCGAUACCCCUGCGUUAAGUGUGACCUCGUGCCAGGCUGCACCAAAAAUAUGUGAAAUCCUGGAGGUUUGGCUGUUACAAACAUUGUCCUGUGCCCGCAUUUGCAUCCAGCAGUGGUGGGGGGUGGUGAUGUUGUAGGUGAAGGUCUGCUGGGCUUCCUCUUGCAAAUGUGCUGUUCCUAAAGAAGAAGGAGGAUGGGAAGCUCGGGGGACGUGUGCCACGUGGGGUCCGUGUGAGCUGCACAGAGCUGUUAGCUGAGUUCUUAUCUUUAUGGCCUUUGGAAGGAGACCGCGGAAGUAUGAAUGGAGCGCGAGGGCUACAGGGUGGGAGGUAAGGUUGGCUGUCUGAAGCACUGAUUCCAGUUUUAUCUGGCAAAUUCUGGAGAGAACUGUGUAACCCUGAGGUCUGAGAGAUGCCAGCAAUCACCUCGAACGUAGGUUUCUUAAUUAAGAAGCACGAGGAGUGCACAGCCUGGCGCCUGCUCCGGUUUCACGUAGCUCAGGGCUUGCAUCACGGCAGAAGAGGCGUUGAACUUGAGGAAUUUGGAACAGAUGAGGACACUGUGGUCUCUAAAAUGAGGAGUCACACACAGCUCGAGGAGAAUAUCAACACCACUGUCAAUGGUGUGGGGCUCUGUCUGCGUGUGCCUCGUGGAUGUCUCCUGCUGAGCUACUGGAGCUGCUGCUGACGCAGGGAUUGAGGUGCUGAUCCGGGCGCUGCUGACCCCAGCUGCUGGGAGGAAUCCAUGAGCACACGACCUUGGAUAUGGACAUCGUCCUGUCGGAUUUUGUUCGCUCGACAGGGGCAGAGCCAGGACUGGCCAGAGACCUGCUCGAAGGUAAAAACUGGGAUGUGAGUGCAGCACUGAGUGACUUCGAGCAGCUGCGGCAGGUGCACGCGGGGAACUUGCCGCACUCCUUCAACGAGGGACGCAGCUACAAACCCCCGGAGAAGGAGGCAGCCCGGCCGGGGCGACCACCGCUGCAGCGACAGGAUGACAUUGUGCAGGAAAAACGCCUGUCUCGAGGCAUUUCCCACGCCAGCUCCACCAUUGUCUCCCUGGCCCGCUCCCACGUCUCCAGCAACGGCAGCAGUGAGCACCUGCUGGAGAUGCCCAUCUCCACCUUCCAGCUGCCCGACCUCACGGUGUACACGGAGGAGUUCCGCAGCUUCAUCGAGCGAGACCUCAUUGAGCAGUCAAUGCUGGUGGCACUGGAGCAGGCCGGUCGCCUGAACUGGUGGGCGAACGUGGAUCCCAGCUGCCAGAGGCUGCUUCCCCUGGCCACCACGGGUGAUGGAAACUGCCUGCUCCACGCUGCAUCCCUGGGUAUGUGGGGUUUCCAUGAUAGAGAUCUCGUGCUUCGCAAAUCCCUUUAUACCUUAAUGGAUAAAGGUGUGGAAAGGGAAGCCCUGAAGCGGCGGUGGCGUUGGCAGCAGACGCAGCAGAACAAGGAGUCCGGACUCGUUUACACCGAGGAGGAGUGGCAGAAGGAGUGGAAUGAGCUGAUCAAGUUGGCCUCCAGCGAACCUCGCGUGCACUACGGCACCAACGGAGGCGGCUGCGGAGGUGUUGAAAGCUCUGAAGAACCCGUGUACGAGAGCCUGGAGGAGUUCCAUGUUUUUGUCCUUGCCCACGUAUUGAAGAGGCCCAUAGUGGUGGUGGCAGACACGAUGCUGCGAGACUCAGGGGGAGAAGCCUUUGCCCCUAUUCCCUUUGGAGGUAUCUACCUUCCCCUGGAAGUUCCAGCCAACAAAUGCCACCGUUCUCCAUUGGUUCUGGCAUAUGACCAAGCCCAUUUCUCUGCCCUGGUAUCCAUGGAGCAGAAGGAGCCCACAAAAGAUCAAGCUGUGAUCCCCCUGACAGACUCUGAGCAUAAGCUGCUCCCCGUGCACUUUGCAGUGGAUCCUGGGAAGGACUGGCAGUGGGGAAAGGAUGACAGUGACAACGUCAAACUGGCCAGUGUGACGCUCUCAUUGGAAGCAAAGCUGCACUUGCUGCACAGCUACAUGAAUGUUAAAUGGAUCACGUUGCCUUGUGACAUGCAGGCGCCUUUGGCCCAGCCGGAAUCCCCCACAGCCUCGGCAGGGGACGAUGCCCGUUCGGCUGCAGAGUCGGGAGAGUCAGACAAGGAGUCAGUCUGCAGCAGCUCAGCAAGCAACGGGGGCAGCAGGGGCUGCAAGGACAAAGAGAAACCAAAGAAGGACCGAGAAAAGGACAAGGAAAAGGAUAAGAAACGGGCCGACUCGGUUGCCAAUAAGCUGGGCAGCUUCGGCAAGACUUUGGGAAGUAAGCUAAAAAAGAAUAUGGGUGGGUUAAUGCACAGCAAAACUAUGAAGGGAGGUGUGAGCAACGGGCAGGGGGACACCCUGGAGAAGAAGAAGAAGGGAUCCUUGAAGACGAGGAAAGGCAGCAAAGAGGAAUCCUCCCAGGGAGACCUUUCGGUUCCUGGGGAGAAAAGCUGCACGGGUAAAGCAGCCUCCGAGAAGCCCUCGGACCCCUACAAGUACAGCAACGACGUGCGGCUGAGCCUCAGCAUCCUGCGUGCUGCCAUGCAGGGGGAGCGCAAGUUCAUCUUCGCCGGCCACCUGAAGACCGGCCACCGGCACCAGUACCAGGAGGAGAUGAUCCAGCAGUACCUCCUGGAUGCCGAGGAGCGCUUCCUGGCCGAGCAGAAGCAAAAGGAGGCUGAGAAGAAGGCACUGGGGAGCGCUGCCCCUGCCAAGAAGCUAGAGGUGGAAGUGAGGGGCGAGGAAGCGCUGCACGGCCCCGUGUACCCCCAGCCCCCCCCGGCCUACACCAUCCACACCCCGGAUCUGGCCAUCGGAGCUAAAAUGGCUGCAUUUCCCUCCAGCUACUCGGGCGUCUUCACCUUCCCCAGGCCCUCCGUGGUCAGCAGCAGCACGGAAGGGUCACACCCCCCCGGCUACCACGAGGGCCGGCGGCAGGUGGCGGGGGGGUCCUGCGGCAGCCUCCCCCCCUACGCCACCCUGCCCCGGCACUGCGCCCAGGCGCGGCCGCAGCCUUCGCACGUGGGAAGGUUCUCCCCCACGGACAUGGACGUUCAUCCCAGCUUCCCCACGGAGUGCGAGGCCCCCUCCUGCAUUCCCCCCCAGCACAGCAACGGUUACCGGGAGUACCUGGAGCAGGACGGCCCGCAUAAGGGAGCGCCCGCGGACAAAACGAGAGGCAGGGUUCUUUACAGCGUUCAGCAGACCAAAUGCAAGCAGCCAAACUGCAGCUUUUACGGGCACCCAGAAACUGGGAAUUUCUGCUCCUGCUGUUACAAAGAGGAGCUGAAACGCAAAGAGCGCGAGGCGCUGGUGCACAGGUUCUGAGCGCUGCCAGGGCGCUGCCGGCCGGACCUGCGGCACGUGGGGAAUGCAAUAACGGUGUGGUUUAUCCCCGCGCUCCUCUCGCUGGCUGGAAGGAGGGAGUGGGCUGACAGAGGCGUGCGGCUCUGCGCAGUGGAGGAGAGCCGGGCGAGGGGCUGGGAGGAGCCGUCCCUCCCUGCAGAGACUCCGGCCGAGGGCUCCUCCUGCCCAGGGCUGAUGGGAUCGGCACAGGGCGCUCUCAGGUGGGAGCUGCGGGUGGAAGGGGGUUCCCAGCAAUCCGUAUCCCAGACCAAAGCUUUCGGCUGGACCCCGAUGCCGCCUCACUCCAUAGCGCUUCCCAGGACGGAGCGAAACGCCCCACGAUCUCAGUAAGGAAAUCGCAGACCUUUCAACAGAGAGGUUUUUUUUGGUUUUUUUUUUUAACACUUUAUUAUUUUUUUUUCCUGGUACUGAGAGAAACGUAGUUGGAAUGGGAUGUUAUCAGUUUGUUUCGGUUGAACUGAGCCCGUGGGACGUCUCAGCGCCUUCAGCACCACAUGGGGCUCUGCCCCGACCCCCUCCCCCCCCCCGCGGGCUCAGCUCUGGUUUUUAAAUAUUGUUUUUUAAGCUCUUCGGGAGGGUGGGAGGGGGACGGCGGGUGGUCUCAGAGCUGAGUGGUGUUGAGUUUUCCCGCAGCAGCGCUGUGCAGAGCCGUUGCGUUGGCGGUACAGAGAUGGACAGAAGGCAGGUCGGUGCCCCCACCAGCAAUACCUCCAGCGUGGAGCAGGAGGGAGGACAGAGCCCUGCAGCACGGGAGGUAACGCCGCGCCGCGCUGCCCAUAGCUUCCAGCCCUACGUGGAUACACGCGAUAACUUUCUACUUGAGCAAGCUACUUCCAUACUACCUCUGUUCUGCUGAAUAGAAUUAACUCGGCUCCAUUUUGCUGAGCCACGUAACUGACCUUUAGGCUGAGUAAUAUUAAAGAUAUUUUUGAUAAUAGGGCUAAAGAGUGACACGUAAGGAAAGCGAACCCGUAACUGCGUAACUCUCGCACGCGAUGUGGUCCACGGCGUUCCCCGCUCAGCCCUGCAGCGGUCAGAGCAGCCCCCGGCAUCCCCGUCCCGCACGGGGGGGCUGUGAUUCAGCACUGCGAUGUUUGCACAGAUCUUUUUUGUAACUAGAGAUCCCAAACCGGGCUCGAUCCUCGGCCCAGUCCUGUACAGAGCGAGGUUCAGCAUUUUACCACGUGGAAAUAAAAGAUGAGUUCUGCCGAUAA
Molecule: messenger RNA, 6562 nt
Organism: Gallus gallus (chicken)
Lineage: Eukaryota; Metazoa; Chordata; Aves; Galliformes; Phasianidae
Gene: OTUD7B
Product: OTU deubiquitinase 7B
Exons: 13
Coding region: 2739-5309 (856 amino acids)
Biological process (GO): protein K11-linked deubiquitination; protein K63-linked deubiquitination; protein K48-linked deubiquitination
Cellular component (GO): nucleus; cytoplasm
Molecular function (GO): DNA binding; cysteine-type deubiquitinase activity; zinc ion binding
Source: RefSeq, a predicted model, not a curated record